This is a messenger RNA of Cladophialophora psammophila CBS 110553, 996 nucleotides long. RefSeq lists its product as uncharacterized. Bases 1 to 996 code for a protein of 331 amino acids. The transcript has a single exon. The record is from RefSeq and is a predicted model, not a curated record. NCBI's taxonomy places the organism in Eukaryota, Fungi, Ascomycota, Eurotiomycetes, Chaetothyriales, Herpotrichiellaceae. Gene Ontology annotation, molecular function: protein dimerization activity.
AUGGAUCCUAUCAUCCCCCAACAAGACUCCCUGAUAGACAUGGACGAUUGGUACAACUUUACCUUGCCCACCGGCGAUAUGGCCGAGCCGGUUGGAUGCUUGUCUCAUUCUCUUGCUCCCCACUGCCAGUCCAACCCGGCCGAUUUCACCCAAUCACCGCACUAUUUCGCCAUUCACGGGGCUCAAUGUCCCUGGAACACCAUUGACACAAGCCUCUUUUAUCAGAGCACCCCCACAGAUUCCAUGCCCACCGCGACCACACCUUUUCCUCGAUAUGUGCCGGGGCCAAUGCAAUCCUACAGUCCGGACAGUCUCCUCGAAGCAUAUGCCCGCGAGGACGAAGCCCAAAACAGCGAUUCCAGCAAAGACUAUUACCAGCUGCCCGAUCUGGAGCCGUCCCUUUGUGACUCAUCGGCCAGUUCCGAAGUCGAAGAUUGUGUCACGGCUACGACGAUGCUGUCGCAGAGGACGCUAGAUCCGACCCUCAGGCGAGGACGGAGCCGCGAGAAGUGCGCGACCAACAAGCCCAGAAAAGUUGCGUCCAAGACGGCCGCAUCCCUCGAUCCGACGCGCCCACAUAGGGUCUCCAAGACCAGGAGGGCGAACUCCAGAGACAGCGAGGACCUCGAUCGGGCGCUUGCAAAGCAGACACACACCGAGAUCGAGCGCAGAUACAGGAACAAUCUGAACGCAAAGAUGUGGCAGCUGCAGCGCACCUUGGAGGGGACGAGCCGGAUGAGCAGCAGCAGCAGCAGCAGCAGCGACGACAGCGAUUCACCACAGCAGUCGGAGCAACAGCAGCAGCAACCGCCGCGAAAAUCCGACAUUUUGAGCAAUGCAUUGCAGUACAUUAACGAGUCAGAACUGGAAAUGCGGCAUAUGACGGACGAGAUCUUUCGAUUGAAGAGCAGACUAGCGGUCCUGCAACAGAUGGUCCAAUGCGAGGAGAAUUGUGCUCCUCUGAAACAGAUAGUGGGAAUGAAAAUGGCUUCAUGA